UCGAAAUGAUACUCGUGGAGAAACAAUUAUUUCGAAUAUCUCUUCCUUCGGUUUGACAAUGGAUGAGAAUGGAUCUCUCUAUGUUGUUGACUAUGGAAACCAUGAAGUAAGACGAUAUGAAAUUGGUGACACUAAAGGAACAGUGGUUGCAGGUGGGAAUGGGAAAGGAAAUGGUCUCGAUCAACUCUCUAACCCUACCUACGUAUUUGUCGAUCGAGAUCAUUCAGUAUAUGUGUCUGAUACAUGGAAUCAUCGUGUAAUGAAAUGGGAAGAAGGUGCAAAGCAAGGUAUUGUCGUAGCCGGUGGUCAAGAAAAAGGAAAUAGUCUUACACAAUUGACAGGACCUAACCAAGUCGUUGUCGAUCAAUUGUGUACUGUUUAUGUGGCUGAUUGUAGUAAUGAUCGAAUCAUGCGUUGGCCAAAAGGAGCCACACAGGGAAGUGUCAUUGUUGGUGGAAGCGGCAGAGGAGCACAGUCGGAUCAACUCGAUCGUCCCAUAGGUUUAUCAUUUGAUCGACAUGGCAAUCUCUAUGUCGUCGAUUACGGAAAUCAUCGAGUACAAAAAUUUAAUGUCGAACAAACUCAUUACGAUGAUUAA
Molecule: messenger RNA, 598 nt
Organism: Rotaria sp. Silwood1
Lineage: Eukaryota; Metazoa; Rotifera; Eurotatoria; Philodinida; Philodinidae
Source: the annotation of a GenBank genome assembly